CUUUUUGGAAAAAAAAUACAGGUACCCAAAAUGGCUGAAAAUGGUGAUAGUGCAAAGGUGCUGGAUCUGGAAAACAAAAUUUGCCACCAGAUUGAGUACUAUUUUGGUGACUUUAAUCUACCAAGGGACAAGUUCUUAAAGGAGCAGAUCAAGCUUGAUGAUGGCUGGAUACCUUUGGAAACAAUGAUCAAAUUUAACAGGUUAAGUCGCCUGACAACGGAUUUCAAUGUAAUAGUAGAAGCAUUGAAGAAGUCAAAAGCCGAACUUAUGGAAAUAAGUGAGGACGAAACAAAAAUUAGAAGGUCUCCAAACAAGCCCCUCCCAGAAGUGACUGAUGAGUAUAAAAAUGAUGUUAAGAACAGAUCUAUCUAUGUUAAAGGUUUUCCAACGGACGCAACCCUUGACGACAUCAAAGAAUGGUUAGAAGGGAAAGGUCAGGUACAAAACAUUCAGAUGAGGAGAACAUUACACAAAUCAUUUAAGGGGUCAAUAUUUGCUGUGUUUGACAGUGUUGAGUCUGCAAAGAAGUUUGUAGAGGUGCCAGGGCAAAAGUACAAAGAUACAGAGCUGCUAAUUCUUUUCAAGGAAGAUUACUUUGCAAAGAAAAAUGAAGAAAGGAAACAGAAUAAAGUAGAAGCUAAGGCAAAGGCUAAACAGGAACAAGAAAAACAGAAGCAAGCAGAAGAAGCUGAAUUGAAAUCCCUGGAUGAAAAGAUUGGAUGCUUGAUGAAGUUUUCCGGUGAAUUAGAUGAUCAAACUUGUAGAGAAGAUCUACAUGCGCUUUUCUCUAAUCAUGGAGAAAUCCAAUGGAUAGACUUCGUCAGAGGAGCAAAGGAGGGGAUAAUCUUGUUUAAAGAAAAAGCGAAAGACGCCCUCGAUAAAGCAAAAGAAGCAAAUAGUGGGAAUUUACAGUUAAGAAACAAAGAUGUAACAUGGGAAGUACUGGAAGGAGAAACAGAGAAAGAAGCAUUGAAAAAAAUCAUAGAGGAUCAGCAAGAAUCUUUAACCAAAUGGAAGUCAAAAGGUCGCAAAUUUAAAGGGAAAGGAAAAGGUGGUAAAACUGCCCAGGGCUCACAAAACAAGGGCAAGGUACAAUUCCAGGGAAAGAAAACAAAAUUUGAGAGUGAUGAGGAACACGAAAAUGGUGAUGAAACAGCACCACUGAAAAGGGCACGGGAGGAGACAGAAAAGGAAGAACCUGCAUCAAAACAACUGAAAACAGAAAAUGGAGCUGAAGACAAGUAAUGUCAGAUAUUUUUAUUCAUUUUAAAUGGAUUUUACGCCAUUCCUGAUUUUGGAGGUUUUUCAAAAAGAAAACCGGAUUAAAUCCACUUCGAUGUCAACCUGCAACAAAAGGAAAAGGUCAUAUUCGUUUUGUCCAGAUGUGCUUUACUCUGUGCUAAUCUGGAUGGCUUUUAUAUGUAUAGUUUUGUUUAUGUUGAACAUUUCACAGGCAUCCAUGAGGCAGAUGUUUAAAGAUUCUUCCACUGAGGCUGGCUUUCUACUAUUGAGAAAAUGUAAGAAACAAAUAAAAUUAUACUAUAUAAAAGA
Tachyglossus aculeatus (Australian echidna) is the source of this 1551-nucleotide messenger RNA. RefSeq names its product small RNA binding exonuclease protection factor La (gene SSB). The transcript has 11 exons. Gene Ontology annotation, molecular function: RNA binding. Gene Ontology annotation, biological process: RNA processing; positive regulation of translation. NCBI's taxonomy places the organism in Eukaryota, Metazoa, Chordata, Mammalia, Monotremata, Tachyglossidae. Bases 31 to 1245 code for a protein of 404 amino acids. The record is from RefSeq and is a predicted model, not a curated record. Gene Ontology annotation, cellular component: cytosol; cytoplasmic stress granule; ribonucleoprotein complex.